GUUAAAGCUGCAUAGUUAAUUAAGCAUGGAUUACUGAAACAAGGUGGUUGAUAUUAAAGUUUGUUGAUACAUACAUUUGGAAGAGUGAUGUAAAGUUGGCCUAACCAGGGACACGUUACAAUAACAUUAUCAGCAUUCUUAUAACAAGCUACCAAACACACAAGAACUUUUUGCAAACCUCGAUUAAUCGUAGGGUAUGGAAUGGCUCAGUAGUACGACGAAGAAUCAACAAUAGGGUAAAAAGAAUUCCACGUCCUGGGGCACACCCCGAGAUCAUUUGUAUAACAGGCGACAAUAGUUACGUUUCUAGGCAACAAUAAAAGCGUUCUUUUGAAGCAACAGUUGCUUUGGUGAGGGAGGAUAGGGAUUAAAGGACACUCUAGGGACGUUGUUGUUGAACUUUUGUUGGAGACAAUAGGAGCGUUACCAAAAAGAGCGUUGCUAAGAAACGAUGCUUACAUUGCUCCCGAACAAUUGAGACGUCGUUGCGGACUGUUCAUGUUACUAGUAGGGAGAUAAUAAGGAAAUUGCUAGGAACCAAUAAAACCGUUUUCCGAGACAUUACAAUAGGAACAAUUUACUUUGAGAUAACAGAAACGUUACUAGGAAACCAUAAAACACGUUCUUUUUGGACAACAGGACAAUAUUGGAGCGUUCUCGGGCACAACGCGAACGUUGUUAAGAAACUACAAUGUCAUUGACGGAAAGCAUUGUAAUGUGGUUCGCAAUUGUAUCGAUAUUCUUACUCUCAAAUUCUCCUAACGUUUUGGGAUAUACAUACAAACAAGGACGACAUGUAUGCGUACAGAACAGAGUAAUAAGCACUCCAAGGAAACAGAUGGUCACAUACUGCAAACCAAUAUACAAAAAACACGUGCGACUGUGUGAGGGUAACAGACUGUGCACCUCGUUCAGGGUUGUGUACACGACAGCAUACAGAGAGGGGUAUUCUAAUGAGCAGAGAACAGAGACGGUCAAGGUGUGCUGCAUUGGUUGGACGCAACGGCACGCGGGAGAGAGUUCAUGCAUGCAACCUAUAUGCAGAUCGAAUUGCAGUAACCAUGGUGAUUGCCUCAAGCCUGAUACGUGUAGGUGUAGGAAGGGCUGGACGGGCCCUGCGUGUGAACGGGAUGUGAACGAGUGUGCCCAUUUGCGACAUGGCUGCCAACAAAAAUGUGUCAAUAUCCCCGGGAGCUAUAAAUGCGCUUGUCAGAAUGGUUAUACUCUCCAACCGGACAGGAAAACAUGCAAAAUUCGAUUAUCAGAUGUGCCAGAAUAUGCAGAUUUUCUUGAUGGGUACAAACACCUCGUGAAAAAAGUAAUGAAACUGGAGGAAGAGAAGGGUACACUAGAAACAAAACUUGAUGUCAUGAAUGAUGACUACCGAACAUCCAUAAAGAUUCAACGAUCGCUUGAAACGAAACAAAAAAGUCUCGAAAACGAAGUGAAAAAAUUGAAAAAUUCAGAAACUACAGCGCAAGCUAACGGUGACUACGGUGAUUACUAUUCUGAGCCGAAUGUGAAGGACCGCCUUCAGUCUCUUAGUGAACAGAUAUCGAUGCUUGAAGAACGACUCGAAGUCUGUACUUGUAACAGACGGUAGACCUACUGCUAACCACAUCAUAACGUAAUAUCUCAAUGUUGCAGUAUUUUAAUACAGCUUUAAACAAUGAAUAUUGUAUCAACAUGGGAUUACAAUUUGAACCUGAAACCGUUCAGUAUAUACUUUAUUAAUAUCUAAUAUGACACGAAAGCCCUUAUCAUGCAAGAAACUCAUUUUAUCGUUCAUGAUGAAUUUGUAACAGUUUUAGAUGCUGGUUUUAUUUUCUCUUGAUAAGAGCCCCUAUUCUACUAGUAUUGAGACUCAUUCUGAGAAAAUUAGGAUUUCAGCAAGAGUGUAUCCCCCAUGUUAAAUCAAUGCACCCUUGCUGAAAUCUUCAUCAUCUCAGACAAACUCAAGUUGAUCGAGUCUCAGCAAGUAGAUCCAUAUGGGAAAGUAUUGGUAGCAUCCAUUUUGUAUAG
This is a messenger RNA of Owenia fusiformis, 2022 nucleotides long. NCBI's taxonomy places the organism in Eukaryota, Metazoa, Annelida, Polychaeta, Sabellida, Oweniidae. The record is from the annotation of a GenBank genome assembly.